AUGAAGAGCAAUGCACGCUCCCAGGAACAGGAGCUCAAGCGGGCACGGGGUGCUAUAUCCUGCGCGGAGUGUAGACGGCUCAAGCUAAAGUGUGAUAAGACUAUACCCUGUUCUUCGUGUAAACGGAGAGGCUGCGCCUCCAUUUGUCCAAAUGGAAGCCUGACAACAGGGCAGGGCACUCGGUUCGUUCUAGCGGACACGGAGAAACUGCAUAAGAAGAUAGCGGAAAUGAGCGACCGGAUACGUCAGUUAGAAGACGCCCUUGCCAUCCUGCAAGGGACGGUUACCCGCGAGCCGCAUCCAUUAUUGCGACGAGAUCUUCUAUCCAUUAAAUCUGGCUUGGAACUACACGGGGCGCCUGCUGACGGACAUAGGGUCAACGAGGAUGGGUCAAUCAAUGAGACAGAGGAGUCGGAGACGUUGGACGCGUUCGGGACCCUGGCUGUGAGGGAGGAUGGAGGGGCGACGUUCUACGGGCGAUCUGCUGGCUCAGAGGUACGCCUGACCCCCAUUCCCGACGUUUGGCAUCGUCAGGACCAUGGAAAAGAAGAAACACCCUCCCGCGAUUCCCCGCGGAACGCAAGUAACCUCCCUCCCGCCAUAGCCAGCCUCUCCGCUUCCUUCCCCGCCAAGCCGUCCGAAUACGGCAUCACCGACCUGCAGACGCUCAUCGAGCGGUACCUCCCGCCGUACGACCGCGCCUGGCAGCUCUGUGAGCGCUACCUCGAGCAGGAAUGCUGGCACUACGGCGCCGUCACGCGCCGGCAGCUCGUCGAGGAGCUCUUCCCGUACUUCUAUCCCGAGUCCAUCGAGCAGGGCGGCGCCGCGCUCUCGCCCGCGCCUCACCACCUCUCCCUCUCCUCCCAAAGCCAAAGCCAAACUUCCUCUGAUAGCCAGAAGGGCGUGGGCGCGGAGGGGAACGCGGGCCCCCACGCGCUCGCGCUCAUGUUCGUUGUGUUCUGCUUCGGAGCGCUGACGGACCCGAACAUGCCCGCCGCCCCGGACAACGAGGAGGCGGAGCUGUACUAUCAGCUGUCAAGGGCUGCGCUGAACCUGGAGCCCGUUCUGGAGAAGCCGCCGAGCGUCGCAACUGUGCAGACGGUGAGCCUGAUGGCGAUUUAUCAGGGGAUGUGCAGCGGGGAGCAUAGUAUCGAGACGACGUGGGCAAUGUGGGGCCUUGCGUCGAAACUCGCACAGAGUGUGAAUCGGGAUUGUGCGCGGUUCAAGCUCUCUCCAGGGGAGGUGCAGAAGCGACGUGCGCUGUUCUGGGAGUUGUUUAUCACGGAUUGCUGGCAGAGUUUGGCCACCGGCCGACUGCCAACGUUCUCCCUCCCUUUCGUAGACACGGAGCUGCCUCAGGACAUUGACCAGACUAUGGCAGACGACGGGACGAUCAUACCAAGCUUUCCGUACUGGAAGGCAAAAUUUGGCAAGGAAUGCGUCUCUGCGGUCGUCCAGGGCACGCUCACUGCACGCUCCCCGAAGUACUCCAUCAUACUCGACCUGGAUCGCAAGAUCCGCGAGAUGGAGCUGCCGAAGUAUGCGCAAGGGCCGACGCCUACCGGUCGUGGGCUCGGCGAGACGAUGAUGCAUCUCAUGCCCAUCAAUUAUCGACAUCUAACAUUAUUAUACGUGCAUCGCACCUUCUUCGCCCAGGCGCUCAACGAUUGCCCCGACGACCCCCUGCGCAGUCAAUACUCCCCGUCGUUCCUGGCUGGUUUCAGGAGCGCAUGCGAGUUACUGGCGUCUGUCCGAGAAUCUUUCGAGCAGUUCCCCAGGGAGAUCGCACGUUUCUGGGUUUUGUUUACUCACGGCUUCUCAUGCUGCAUCAUGCUUUCAUCCGUGGUCACUCACGCCACGAGGUCUAAGGUCGCGCAGGCGGCGCUGAUGGAGCUGCGCCUUGCUUGCGACUUGUAUGAGCGAGCAGCACCCUAUGGAGGCCGGGCAGUCAAGUUUUUGCCCAUCAUCCGACGUCUACAUAACAACGCAACUGAGACGUACGUGAAUAUCCGACAAGGUAUUGAAGCUCCACGCAAAGAUAUCUUUACCCCCACGCGUCCGAACGAGAAGAAGGACGAGCUGUCGAUAUUUAGUGGCCGGACGCAUACGGUCACGACGAAAUCUAACAGCACCACGCCCCCCACUCGCGGCCGGCGAUCUCAAGCGCCUACCUCGAGUUCGAAUUCUGCUUCCAGCCCGAUGGAAGGCACAUCCAACGCGUCGACCCCUCCUGCGGCGAGCGAUCCAACUCAGUCCCCGCACUCUACGGAUUCGGAGCCGUUUGCGCAUGUCCACCCGGCUCUCGCGCAACAGUUGCGUGGAUUCGAGGGGCAGCUGAAUGCGCAGAUGCAUGACACGUAUUACAACAAUGCGUCGAUGCGCGAAUGGGUGGAUGAGAUCAACUCUGGGAUACCGGCGCAGCAACAGCAUCAACAUUACUAUGCGCCUCAGGCUGAGCCAGCCCCGAGUUACGAGCCUGAACAACCGACGUAUCAGCAUCAGCAAUACGCUGCGCCUGUGCCCCAAGCCGCUUAUGCUCAUGAUUAUCAGCAACACGGCGAUCAAUACCAGUACUACCAGCCGGUUCCUGGUGACCAAGUGCAGCAGCAGCAUCAUGCUCAGCAUUGGCACGCCCAGGAUCCUAGGAUGGAGUCGCAGCAGCAGCAUUACGUGAGUACGGGGGGUCCGAUGCUUUUGCCCCAGACUGUCGAUCACCCCUAUGCGAGGGACGGUCAUGGCGUGGUUAUGAGCGGUAUGCCGGCGGAGGAGCCGGUGCAGGUCCAUCCGAAUUACAGUCUGCACGAGAACUGGUCUGCAAUGGUGCAGCAGUGGUUGCCUGGUAAUAGAUGAGUUCUUCGUUCGUUCGUUCAAACCUAGCGGUGUGUGCCCCCAUUUGUGUUCUUUGCUCUCUUGUUGUGUGUUCUGCUGUCCAUUGGGUUCGCAUCGUUUGCUGUUCUGCGGAGUAUAUCUUAGUCACACUGUAUUCUGAC
This is a messenger RNA of Gloeophyllum trabeum ATCC 11539, 2990 nucleotides long. RefSeq lists its product as uncharacterized. Gene Ontology annotation, molecular function: zinc ion binding; DNA-binding transcription factor activity, RNA polymerase II-specific; DNA binding. The transcript is spliced from 12 exons. The record is from RefSeq and is a predicted model, not a curated record. Gene Ontology annotation, biological process: regulation of DNA-templated transcription; DNA-templated transcription. The coding region runs from base 1 to 2850 and encodes 949 amino acids. Lineage: Eukaryota; Fungi; Basidiomycota; Agaricomycetes; Gloeophyllales; Gloeophyllaceae.